GUGUAUGCCUCAGUCAGCGAUGCAAAUGCCGUGGCCUUCUGCGAUUCGCUGGUCAUGGUGAACCAGAUGGAGCGCUACCGUCCACAAAAACUUUCUUAAAUUUAAAAAUAUUCAAAUGAAUAGUAGAAAAUCACCACCAUAGGUUAACAACUGAGCUUUAGCAACCGACUGCAGAAGACGUCGCUACGUUACGGUACAGUCAAACGGUGGUCCGGUGGUUCCACAAUGCACCAAAUAGCUUUGGCUUGGUUAGGCACUGGCUUGGUAACGUGGCGAUCGUAAUGUCACAAUGAAAAAAAUUCUCUAAGUUAAAGUGUGUGUUGGCCACCCUAGCACCGUAGUACCGGUAGUACCGUAGCCAGCCUAGACAUGCCUAGAGCCUUAGUUGGAAAGCGGUUCGAACGAGGCGUCGUUCGAACUUAUUCAAACCGCGCACCCCAGACUUACGGCUGGCCCAGCGAGGUGUGCCAGGUGUGCUCGCAGACUGAGGUCCGUGAAGACGCAUGGUCUUCCAUAAAACCAACUCAGAUGCACGCUGUCCCUUUGACAAUGUUACACGGACGUGAAUCAUCCAGCGAACAGAACCCGCGAACGGGCUACCACGAAUCACGGCAUCGAAGUGGAGCUCUUCAUGAAGGCCUUCCCGAGGCCAAGAAGGACAUUCUGCAGGCCGCAGUUUCUUGUUUGCCCGUGGUUGUGUCCCCGCCACAGCUAGACUUCUAUCUAGAUAAGAAAGAGGGUCACACGCAGGUGCUCACUUUGUACAACAUCAACGACCACCCGGUACACUUUCUGUUGAUGUCAAACGCACCACGACGGUUUGGUGUCUCGGGGCGUACAGGGAUAAUCACGCCACACUGCUACACUGAGGUAGUGGUGAAUCACUGUGAUUUGUCUGAAGCCAAUGUGGGCAUCAAAGACAACUUGCGCAUAGUCAUGUCCAUUCAAGGGAGCCGCCUUCGGAACAUUAGGGAUGUGCCUGCUGUCCUGUGGGCCACACGCAGUAACUCUGACGACGAGGACGAAAAGGAGGAUGAGGACGAUGCCUCCCAGAAUGAUUCUACCCAGUCGCAACCAUUGGUGGAGCAGAAACAGAAGAAAGGCAGGACUGCAUUUGGACAAGACCCACUUGUGCUGUUUGUGGUGCUGGCCUGUGUUGUCGUGCUUAUGCUACCACUUGAGGAUGCACGUGACACCAACAGCCAUCCAUUGCUUGCGCACUUGCCUAUGAGGCAUGAGCACAAGCUCUUCGCUGCAUAUAUUCUCGGACUAAUGACAACACUCAUUGUCCGCAAGUAAGGGCUGGCUUCCUUCUCCUGUGCUCAAGAAUGGUUGGACCCCUUAAAACCAAUCAGGCCAACUUCAAGAAAGAUUGGACACGAAAUUUUCUGACCUUCUCCUCCUAAUGACGGUUUAUUCAUUAUAAAAUAAAGUGUGCCUGAUUUUGGUAAAUAGUACAAUUUAGUUCUUGAAUCUGCAUUCCCAGCAUGCCUUUCAUUAAUUUAUACAGGUUUUAAACUAAAGAACAAAAAGCAGUGUAACUCAUGUCAUGAUCACUGUCGACGAUAAUGCAUAUAGCACUAAAUCAAUGUAGCAACACAAUGUAUUGCCACUGUCGAAACAAGCUAUGUAUGAGACAUGUACUGCUGCGGAAUUUCUCCUUUGCCCUUCGAUGCA
This is a messenger RNA of Dermacentor albipictus, 1677 nucleotides long. RefSeq names its product motile sperm domain-containing protein 1-like. Gene Ontology annotation, cellular component: cytoplasm. Lineage: Eukaryota; Metazoa; Arthropoda; Arachnida; Ixodida; Ixodidae. The record is from RefSeq and is a predicted model, not a curated record.